Hevea brasiliensis (rubber tree) is the source of this 1959-nucleotide messenger RNA. Its product is annotated as receptor-like protein 14. The coding region runs from base 1 to 1959 and encodes 652 amino acids. Gene Ontology annotation, molecular function: protein binding. NCBI's taxonomy places the organism in Eukaryota, Viridiplantae, Streptophyta, Magnoliopsida, Malpighiales, Euphorbiaceae. The transcript is spliced from 5 exons. The record is from RefSeq and is a predicted model, not a curated record.
AUGCCGAAUUUCCGAUUAUGCAAAUUCAGGAGUCUCAUUGAGUUGGGUCUCCAAGGAAAUCAAUUUUCUGGCCCUCUUUCGGAAUGUAUUGGCAACUUAACCAACCUCCAAGUUCUUGAUCUGUCAUUCAAUCAGUUGAGUGUCAACUUUCAAUCUGUUGUUUCUAAACUCACAUCCCUCAAGUAUUUGCUUCUUUCUGGUAAUGAGUUUGAAGGCUUAUUCACAUUUAGCACUUUGGCUAACUACUCUAAGCUUGAAGUGUUUCUACUCUCUUCGGGAAGUAGGAGGUUAGAAUUGGAAACAGAAAAUCCUACAUGGUUUCCUACAUUUCAACUCAAGUACGUUGACUUGUCCAAUUGCAACUUAAAUGUGAGAACUAGAGCAAUUCCUAGCUUUCUUCUCUACCAAUAUGACAUACGCUUCGUUGAUCUCUCUCACAAUAUGCUGUUUGGGACAUUCCCCUCUUGGAUCUUGCAAAAUAACUCCAAGUUAUAUGUUAUGAAUUUGAUGAAUAACUCAUUCACAGGAACUUUUCAUCUACCAAAUUAUAAGCAUGAUUUGGUUAAAUUUGAAAUUUCGAGCAACAACAUCACUGGUGUGCUGCCUAAGGAAUUUGGUUUGGUCCUCUCAAAUCUACUCUAUGUAAACAUGUCAAGAAAUAAUUUCAGCGGUAAUGUUCCUUCUUCAAUUGGUGAGAUACGAGGACUAUAUACUCUGGAUUUAUCCCAUAAUAAAUUCUCAGGAGAGUUGCCAGGAAGUCUGUUUGCAAAUUGUACCCUUAAUUGUACAUUGAUUCUAUCAAACAAUAAUUUUCAGGGGAACAUAUUUCCUCAAAAUAUGAACUUGAGAGACUUUAUGACAUUGGAUAUGAAAAACAACAACUUCAGUGUGAUGAUAGGCGUAGACUUCUUGGACAGCUCCUCCCUAUCUUUUUUGGACAUAUCUAAUAAUAAGGUAUCAGGUCUAUUUCCCAGACAACUAUGUAAUAUGAGUAGUCUUGAAUUUUUAGACCUCUCAGACAAUGGGUUAUAUGGGCCUAUGCCUUCUUGCUUCAAUGCUUCAUCAUUGCACUUUCUGUUUUUACAAAAGAACAGUAUAAAUGGAUCCAUACCCCACGUGCUUCUUAGAAGUCCUGAUUUAGUGGCACUUUAUCUGAGGGAUAAUAGUUUUUCUAGAAAUAUUUCGUCUUGGAUCAAUCAGCUCUCCAAAUUGCGUGUGCUUUUAUUGGGAGGCAAUGACUUGCAUGGCAGUAUUCCUAAUCAGUUGUGUGAAUCAAGAAAUGUGAGGAUCAUGGAUCUUUCAAGUAAUUUGCUUUCAGGAAUAGAUUUAUCAUGCAAUGAGUUAAGUGGUAGAAUUCCUCAAGAAAUUGGAGACCUGCAUGGAAUUCGGUCAUUAAAUUUGUCUAACAAUCACCUAACAGGAUCUAUACCAGUCCGUUUUUCAAAUUUAAGGAGUUUAGAGAGCCUAGAUCUUGGCAACAACAAUUUGAAUGGUGAAAUUCCUAAUGAACUAGUUGUACUGAAUUUUUUGGAAACUUUCAAUGUUUCAUACAACAAUUUGUCAGGUAGAGUCCUUGAUAAAGGGCAAUUUGGGACUUUCGAUGAAAAUAGUUACAAAGGUAACCCUGGCCUUUGCAGACCACUCAUUCAUAGGAGCUGCAAUACUGAUGAAACACCACCACCAUCACCAUCUAUUGAUGUAGAAGAGGAAGAUGAUGGUGGUAUUGAUAUGGUGUGUGGUGAGCAGUCUUCUCCUCCAAUUUCAGAAGUGUCAUCUCCUCCUAUAUCUAAACGCUCACAAUGUGAACGUCGUCCACCUGCUUAUUUACAAGAUUAUAAAUUUGGUGAUGAUAAAGAUCUUGACUGUGAUCCAGUAAUGUUUAAGGAAGCAGCUAAUGAUGAUCGUUGGAUCAAAGCAAUGAAUGAAGAGAUUCAUGCCAUUGAAAGGGACAAUACAUAG